GCAGAGGGAUGCCUGGAGUUACUGUAAAAGACGUUAACCAGCAGGAGUUCCUCAGAGCUCUGGCAGCCUUCCUCAAAAAGUCCGGGAAGCUGAAAGUCCCCGAAUGCGUGGACACAUACAAGCUGGCCAAACAUAAAGAGCUUGCCUUCUAUGAUGAAAACUGGUUCCACACGAGAGCUGCCUCUACAUCAUGGCACCUGUACCUGCGUGGUGGUGCCGGGGUUGGCUCCAUGACCAAGAUCUAUGGAGGACGGCAGAGAAACGGUGUCAGGCCCAGCCACUUCAGCAGAGGCUCCAAGAGUGUGGCCCGCCGCUUUCUCCAAGCCCUGGAGGGACUGAAAAUGGUGGAAAAGGACCAGGACGGGGGCCGCAAGCUAACACCUCAGGGACAGAGAGAUCUGGACAGGAUUGCCGGACAGGUGGCAGCUGCCAACAAGAAGCAUUAG
This is a messenger RNA of Microtus ochrogaster (prairie vole), 446 nucleotides long. Its product is annotated as 40S ribosomal protein S19-like. NCBI's taxonomy places the organism in Eukaryota, Metazoa, Chordata, Mammalia, Rodentia, Cricetidae. The transcript has a single exon. The record is from RefSeq and is a predicted model, not a curated record. Bases 9 to 446 code for a protein of 145 amino acids.